CUGAAACGCACCAAGAUCAAUUCGCCUGUCAGUGGUAUCGGUCAGUCUGUGGUGAAUGUUCGCUACGGAGUCACCCUGCAUCUCGCCUCUCGCUAUGGGAAUCACCAAUAUAGUAUGAAUUGUCUAGUUUUACCAAAGCUUACCGUCGCUCUUCCCCGCCAGCACAUUGAUGUUUCGAAAUGGAGGAUUCCUCGUCACCUGCCUCUCGCGGAUCCUCGAUUCAAUAUAAGCCAAGGCGUCGAUAUCAUCAUUGGGGCAGAGCUGUUUUUCGCACUAAUGGAAGGGGAACAGAUUGUACUUGCAUCGCAGUACCCGAUAUUACAAAAGACUGUUUUUGGAUACAUCGUUUGUGGCAAGGUGACUGAGUGUGCUGUGGAGUCCUCCGUCCAGACUAGUCAUAUUUGUACGGAUGAAACUCUCGAUGCUCAGCUAGAAAGGUUCUGGCAAAGCGAGAGCAUCGACGACGGUAAAGCCUUGUCUUCCGAAGAAAAAUAUUGUGAGGAACAUUUCCUGCGAACACAUGAACGAGACGCUGACGGACGAUACACAGUUCGACUUCCUCUGCGUGAGGAAAUGGUGCCGUUUCUCGGAAAUGAAGCGAUCUGUGCAGGACCUCUGGCGUCGCUGGUCACGCGAUUACUUACACCAGUUGCAACAACGACUCAAGUGGAAGAAGGCUACAGCCGACGUCCGGACGGGACAGCUGGUGCUCAUUAAACAGGACAGCCUUCCGUCGCUUCAGUGGCCACUUGGACGAAUCAUCGAAACAUUCACCGGUAGCGACGGCCAUGUACGAGUCGUGGUGGUAAGGUCCGCAACGGGAACGUAUAAGCGAGCUGUCACCGAGAUAUCCCUGCUGCCUAUCGACUCCGACGAUGAAGUUUCGAACCUGGAUGAUGCUGCCGGAUACAAUCAAGGACCAGAAAACAGUGGACAAGAUGCCGGUAUCGCUUGAAACGGAUGGUUUCAACGGGGGCCGGUAUGUUCCGGAUGACUCCGCAAUCGAUUAAUUUUAAGUUAGUUUUAAAUUUAAAUAAUUUGUUAAUCAUGAACUCUACACAUAUAAUUUGAACAUCCCUACAUUGUGUGCCACCUUAAGUGGCUCAUUAUAAAUAAUACUCAGUUUGAGCUAAACACACACACACAUAUACACCUACCCUUUAACCGCUGUCAAAUGAAAAACGAGGACAGAAUAAAAGUUACAGUUGGAGAGGAAAGAUCGUUUUUUCCAGCAUCGCGAAAGAAACGUCGGUUUUUUGGCAAGUGGUCCGGUAGUUGGCCGGAGAAAAGGUUCCUCUCGCUGUGUCGGCCGCUGAUCAAAGCGGAUCGCGUUUUUUCGGUAGAAUUUCACCGACGACGGAUAAAGGAAGUGCUUGAGAAUCUGGGUCCGGAACAGUAUUAA
This is a messenger RNA of Aedes albopictus (Asian tiger mosquito), 1402 nucleotides long. RefSeq lists its product as uncharacterized. Bases 521 to 955 code for a protein of 144 amino acids. The record is from RefSeq and is a predicted model, not a curated record. NCBI's taxonomy places the organism in Eukaryota, Metazoa, Arthropoda, Insecta, Diptera, Culicidae. The transcript is spliced from 2 exons.